AAUUCUCUGUCUAUUCCUGCUGGUAAUUAUUGAGGCGAAAAGUAUGCAUGGAGGUUUUAUUUAGAUAGGCAGCUGCCCAAUAUAAAUCAAGACGUAAGUUACAAAAUUUAAUCGUUCUCAAGGAUAUAAGCAAAUAAUUAAAUCGAUUGAAAUAAGACAUAACCGUAAUUGGUGAAGGAGUAUUUAACAAGAUUGCCUUUGCUAACUUCUUACUGAAGUCUUUGUAUUUCAUUUUUGGUCAAAAAGUCUUUGUAUUUCUUACGCCACGAAAAAAUAACCGGAAAAAGCUUAGCGCUGGUCUAGUGGUCUUUGCGUGUCUAGUAGAUACAUCUUUAUCGAUGCAGCAGUUCUACACCGUAGUAGGUUAAGCCCAUAAAUAUUUAGUGUAAAAGUGACCUUAUAUGUAAUUGUUUCAAAUAUUUAUAUCCACCCUAGUUAGUGGCAUGUGCAGUAAAUGUUACUCAUGAACUAACUAUACACUCCUACACAUUAACCUCCCACGUACUUGUCCAUAUUGUUAUGAAAUACAGUAAUUUAUGAAUGUUGUAUCAGUUUUGACCAAAAAAAAGAAUGUUGUAUCAGUAACAUUUGAUCGAGAAUUAAAUCAGAAUCCAAAUGAAGAGAAAAUCAAAUUAGAGUCCAAACCAAGAGAAAAUUACGCUUAAACAUACUUUUCCAAAGUCUAUUUUAUCCAUACACACUUUAAACUUGCACAUGUUCUUCCCUUCUUUGCUUUUGCAAUCUCUCGCGAUUUUUUCAAUAAAGAUAUCGCAUACCAUCUGUUUUGCUCUACAUGCUUUUGAACGCCCGUUGCGCUUUUGCAACACACAAUCAUCAGUUAUAAAUAGUUGCAGAUAAACUCGAAGAAGAACAACACUUCCAUAUUAAGUAGCUACAACGCGACAUGCACUUACUAAGUAGAUCAAUUUCCAUCAUUAUCAUCUAAUCAACAACAAGCUUGGAAAACUACUGACCUGUAAAUGAAAACCUCCUCAUCACAUGAACCCUAAUUGAAAAAAAAAUCCCCCAAAUCAAUUUGUGUUGGGUCGGGUCGGGUCGAAUCAAGUUUUUAAUUGGGCAAUCACUAUUCUCAAAAUGAGAUUUAGACCCUUUAAUUUGGAUUGCGAUUUUGGAUUAGAGAGGGGGUCUGUGUAAGAUUAAAAAGAUUGGGGGGUGAUGUGAAGAGAAAUAAUAUCUUUGGGUGGGGUCUAGGCAAUGGUUUUCUAUUUAAUCUUGAAUUUAACCGGAAUAAACCGGCGCGUGUAGACGCAUAAAUAGACCCUAAACCCGUCUCUGCAAAUGAAAAUUAAAAAGACUUACUAGCGACUUGGCUUCCUUCUGGUCCAAGAAAGAGAUUCAAGUUUUGAUUGGAAGUUUGAAGAGCUAGAAGCGAAGGUAUCUCUCUCUCUUUCUUCUUCUCUAUUUUCUUUUUCUUUCUUUAUGUUCUUUAUGUCAAAUCCUCUCUCCGUUUUAGGCUUGGGAAGAGAAAGACGACGCUACCUUAUGGAGCCUAAGAGGACUCAUAGAUCUCUGUGCAAUCAAGGUAGCUGUAAGGCUUUGCAGGCCUAGACACUGUGUGUUGGAUAGGUUCAAGAUUUUGGUAUCCGCGAAUGACCACAAGGUCAAGAUUACACGAAACAAAGCAUACACUGGUUUACCCAAGACAGAGCUAUCAUGGAAGCAGGUAAUAGAGAGUCUUCACAUAGCGUGUAGGGUUGGUAAUCUAGAGCUUCUCUCAACGCUUAUCAGCACAGGUAUUGAACCUAUUUGUUUUCUUUCUUCACUGAAUGACGAGAUUGAAAAGACUAUUUACUGAACGAAUAGUUAUUUUUCUGUUCUGUGUCAGGUGCCAAUAUCAAUGGCACUGAUAGUGACUCAAUGAUAGCUCUUCACAUAGCAACUAGCAAAGGAAAAGUGGAGAUUUGUGACUAUCUCAUACAAAAAGGAGCUAUUAUCGAUGUACUAGAUAAAAAGGGCCAAACCCCACUUAUGCACGCUGUGAAGUCCAAGGAACCAAAGGUAAUUAUGAGAAAUCUUGGCAUAUAAACGUUUUUUUUGUGUGUGUGGAAUCUUCAGCUAAUGAAGUUAGCUGCCUAAUCUGGUUUUAACUGAUUAGAAAACUUUGAACAUUUUGUGUGUACUGUAAGGAGAAGUUAGGCGGAAUUUGUCACUUUAGUCUUGAGGUAUUGAAGUUAGGGGACUUAGAAUGUGUAAUUGUAUGUUAUAGUGGUGAAGUUGAAUGUCUACUAGCUCAUUCACAUGGUGAAGUUGCUUACUCAUUAAGCUGGUUGCAGGUUGUGAAGAUGCUAGUAAGUGCUGAUGUAUCUAUGAUCAACAACAAGGAUGAAGAAGGCUGGACUGCUCUUCACUUUGCUGCUAGCAAUGGGUGCUUGGAGAUCACUAAGAUCUUAAAGACAUAUGGGGAAACACUAGAGAUCACUGACAAGGAUGGAUACACGCCCUCUGAAAUUGCAGCAAGGAGAGGAAAGAUGGAAGUUUAUGACUACCUAGUUGAAAAAGUAUAAAGCUGAUUUCACCUGCAAUUGAAACUUUUUCUCAUUUGCGAUAGAUGUUGGUAUGGGGAUUAUAGACAAAACUUGAUUUAAUUGCUCGGUUCAUUGUAAUUUUGAUACUUCAUGAUUGCUCGAACUUGAUAGUUGAUAUAAACAGAAUUUUUGUACUUGAUAAAUGUUUUUUUAUCUCCUGAAAAGUCAUCUACCCCAUCCUCACAAUCUUUUUCUACUUUGGCAACGCUGUAUUUAUCAUUUACAAAGGAGACACUUGUCUUUUGAACAACAACCACACUAAUUUCUUUCAGUAGCUUCCUCUGAUCUUUCUCUCUUUACUGAAGCACUCUCAAGGGUCUUCAAUUGCUUUUGAACAUAGUAAUAUGUCUGGUGCAGUGUUACCUGAAUGUUCUGGUCAAGAAACAAUCAAUGACCUUGUUUCUCGUAGUGACAAUGCUUUGACUUCUCAAACAAGAAAAAAAUUGAUAUCUUCACCUACAGUUAUGAUCCUGAUUUGACUCACCCUUAUCAAGAAAUGGAUACAUCUGAUGUAGCUCAAUCUGUUGCUUUCCUAGUAUCCUCUCCAUCUGCCAUCAAUACUCACACUAUGGUGACAAGAGAAAAGGCUGGAAUCAGCAUACCAAGAAAUGGAUACAUCUGAUGUAGCUUAAUCUAUUCGCUUCUCACUCAUAAAACAUCAUAUCAUGAGCCAAAAGCAGUCACUGCAGCCUUACUUUCCAUAUUAACUAAAUAUGAAUGUCCUUGGAAUCACUUGCUUCAGACUUCUGUUCUGUUGUUGUGACCUGACUUGUUUCCUGGUAUCUCUUACUCUUGUUGAGACUGUUAUUACUGGUCUUAAACUGAUUUGCAAUAUCAGAACUCCCGUUAUUGUUCCCGCCACCACGCUUAUUGUUUUUGUGGAGGCUCGUGAUUGUGCUGACCCUUGUAAAUGAUUUCCGUUACUUGUCCAUCGACAGACCUCUCCACUUUCUUCUUGACAGGACACGCAGGAUUUGUACACUUGUAAUAACUCCGAGGAAAAUCGCUACCUUUGACUUGCUUCUGACAGGACACGCAGGAUUUGUACGCAGUGAUUUAGCUUAUUUGUUAUGAUUUCCAUAAUUUUAGAUAAUUUUUCUUAUUUGUCUUGUUUUAAUUAGGUUUAAACUGAGUCAUUAAUUUUCUAAUAGUUUUUAGUUGAGUCUAUAAUUUAUUAAUUUAAAUAAUAUAAAUAUGAAAUAUGUAAUUAGAUAUAUAAUUAUUUUGAUUUUCCUUUUCAUUUAAUAUAACAUAUAAAUUUAAUCUUAUUAAGACUAUAUAUAAAAUUUAUUUCGGGUUUUGUGAAAAUUAAUUAUAAUUAUAUGCUAUAUUAAAUAAUUAAUUAUAAACUAAUAUAAUAAAAUUGUGAAAAUAUAUUUAAAAAUUAAGAGAAUUCUUAUAUAUAUUGUGUUGCUAUCUGAAAACAAUAUAGUUUAUUAUAAAGUUAAAAAACUAAGAUAUAAAACAGUUUAUAAUUAAAUACUAGUUGAUGUCCCGCACCUUAUGCGGAUUAUUACAUCUAACAAUUUUUAAUUCUAAAAUUUAUUUUUAUAAAUUAAUAAUAAUUAAAUUAGAUACAAAUUUUAAAUUAUUAUAAAUUAUAAAAUUUCAAUAUUUAUAUUGGUAAUCAAUGUAUUAAAUUGUUUUAUUUUGUUUCAUAUUUUUAUUUAUAUGAUGUAGAUUUUGGAUCAAAAUCCUUUUUAGAGUAAUAACUAAAUUAGGAAAUUUUGCAUGUAAAAUUAACAGAUAUUGUAUUGGGACUGAAAAUAAAUCACGUGGUACUAAAAGGAUUAGAAAAAAAACCACAAAUAUAAAACAAUAACAAAUAGAAAUAGUUUAGGAAUAUUCAAUCUGGUAAAACCAAACCAUUCAAAAUCAAACCAAAUCGAAAUAGAGAAAAUAGUCUAGAUUUGAAAGUACUGAAGAUGUUAUUUUUAGAAAACAACAGUAUAUGAAUAUUGAUUAGUAUAUUAAGAGAUCAAACCAAAUAAACAAAAGAAAACGAUUAAUUCAGAUAUAUUAGUAUACUUAUAUAUAAAUUUUAUAAUAAUCUGUAUUUGAUCAAUAUUUUCAGUAAACAUCAGAGAAAUUAGCUAUAAUAUUAGUCAUUAAAAUUAUAAAAUAAGAGAAAAAUAAUGAUUAAAAUAUAUUUUUUAAAACAUAUUAGUAUAUAUAUAUAUAUCGGUACAAUAGGUUCAUGUUUGAUUUUAAAUAUCAUGAUAAAUAUAUAGAUAUCAAAAAUAUAUAUAUUAAUUAAUUAAACUAAUGAUUUAUACUAAAAUCAUGGAAAAUAUGACAAGUAAGCAAAUUAACUAAAAUCAUGAAGAAGAUGCAAAUGAGCCAAAUCACUUCAUAAAUAAUAGUAUAGAUCAUGAAAAAUAUGACAAGUAAGAAAAUUAACUAAAAUCAUGGAGAAGAUGACAAAUAAGCCAAAUCACUUCAUAAAUAAUAGUAUAGAUUAUUCAAACAAAAAUAUUUAUAUAAAGAUAUUUUCUAAACUAUUUCUAAUAUAUGAGUGUUUAAAAAAAUUUAACACAAUAAUAAGACAUCGUUUGAUGAACGUUUUUUUGACAUAUAUAAAUAAUUUGAUGUUUGAUUUAACUAUUUAAAAUUAUAAAUAAUAAUUUAAGUUGUGACUGAGUUCAAAACAAAUUUUCUUGCUUUUACUUUAAACCAUUUUAAGUUUAAUCCAUGAAACACUAUAGUUUCAGUUGGUGACCACUAGAAGAAUGGAAAAAUGAACAAAAUGAAAAAUAAAAUUUCAUUUGAGGAAUUGAAAAAAUAAAAAUAAAAUGAUUUUUUGUUCAAUUUGUUCCUUAUCAAAAUUGCAUAGGAAAUUUUUUUGUUAUAAAUCUAUUCCUCCAUAAGGAAUUUAGAAGAAAAAAGUGGGAUCUAACUUUCAAUAAUUUGACUAAAAUUUCAACAUAACUGGUAUAAAUUUUGAUGAACAAAGAAUUCACCAUAAUUUUUUUUCCUUCGACUUCGACGUGUUCACCAAUUAGAGUUUUAUAAUGCCGAUUUUUGGAUUAGUAAUACAUAAAAUAAUAAAUAUUCGUAAGAUGAUUAUACGCUGCGGACAAAACACCUAGUAUUUUAGUAUUAGUAAAAUAAUAUGGUCCAUUCUGAAAUAUUGAGCGCACGAAAUUAUAAUAAUGAUUUCUAAAAUUUGUUAUUGGAUUAUCAAUCAUGUAUUCCCAAUAAAUUAAUAAAUCAGUUUGACAAAACCGACAAUCCCUACAAAUAGCAUCAAAAUAAUGAUACUAAAAAGGACAAAACUAGAAUAAUUAUAAUCUGUUACAAAAGAAAAAUAAAAAAGGAAAAUCUAUUAAAAAUUGGAAUCCAUUAGGGUUUUGAAGACACAAACGAAAGCAAUAUAUAGUAGUACUUGGUCGUUGUCCUGAUCAGAAAGAGAAAGCAAAAGUAGAAGACAAAUCGUUUUAUAUAAUUUGCUUUGCUCUUAUAAAAGUAGAAGACAAAUCGAUGGAGGAGCAGCGAGGCCAUGAAAAGGAUAAAAUUGCUUCAUCGUUUUCCUCAGAAAGAGAAAGCAAAAGAGGAAGAAGAGAGGUGACCGAGAUAAUAAUCAACGAUGAUGCGUUGGAAGAGAUAAUGCUGAGGCUUCCGGUAAAAUCCCUUAUAAGUUUCCAAGCCGUGUCUAAACACUGGAGACGUAUGAUAACGCUUAACUCGUUCAGAGAGAGAUACAUGUUGCAUCAGAAAACCCUAGAACCAAAAUUUUUGUGUGUCUACGAUGAUAUAGACUGGUAUAAGGCAAGCUAUGCUCUAAAAGAGAUGAGGUUGGAGUGGUCUUCGGCAUGUCUAGUUGAAGUGGAAGAAGAAGAAGACUAUCAUAUUAGUAAUGAUGAGCAAGAGGAUGUGAUAGUUUCCAAGAGUCUGGAUGGUCUUUUCUGCUUCUAUGGACGUGCAAACUUUAAAAACCCAAUUAAAGUGAUGAACCCAUCCACUAGAUGGUCCUUGACGCUCCCUCUCGCCAGGAUUCAGCUAGUGCAUUCAGACAACAAGGUGGAGUUUUCUCAACCGGGAUUUGGAAGAGACUAUGUCACAGGAGCAUACAAACUAGUCUGGUUACAUAACAUUAAAGACAAGAACAUCUCAUCAUGUGAGGUUUUCGAUUUUGGAGUCAAGGAAUGGAGACAUGUGACUUCUCCUCCUUAUCAUCGGAUAGAUCACAACCAAGAAGCAACUUUUGCAAACGGAUGGCUUUACUGGUUCACCCAUGAAAAGACGAAGUUGAUUGCUUUCGAUCUUCACAUGGAGAUGUUUCAAGUCGUACCAAACCCAAUUAUUGACGCAUCAUCGUCAUCAUCAUCAUCAUCAUAUAUUAGUAUGCAUAUGUGCAGCCUAGACUAUGACCGUGGUCUUCUGAAUAUUUCCGUGACAAAUGGAGAUGGCAUGCAACACGUUUGGAGGGUCACUAACCACAACACAGGAGGGGUAUUGUUGAAAACGAACAAGAUCUUCUCCUUUGACUUGAACAAGAUUACCUCCACUUGGUUCGAAGAAACUCAUUAUAAAUCUUCGCUCCUCGGCCUUAUGGUAGUUUCGAAGAAAGGAAACAAGGUGAUGCUCGCAAAAUACGGUUCCGACAAGCUCCUUCUAUAUCAACCUCUAACCCCUAAUUCCAUUAUGAAUCGCAUCUUUUCGUAUUCUCCUUCUCGUCCAAGUGAUGACAGUGUAUUUCUUCAUUAUUUCCCAAGUUUAGCAUGUCCCUUAUGAAAUAAUUUAAUUUCUGUAAGUGGAUUUCAUUGUCAUUAUGCUCAAAUAAAUCUUGCUGUUGAAAUUAACUUAACAUUCUCUUAUUAUAUCAUUGCCUUUGGGAGAGAUACUAGCCGUUUCUCAAUCCUGUCCGAUUGUCUCAAUUGUACGUAGCACUACCAAGACUGUAGUAUUUUAUCGCUGCAAGUUUCAUACUUAAUUCCGAUGGCUUGAUCAUCUAUUAGUAUUCAUGCAAAGUAGAUCACUCUUGCCUCUUUGCCUGAAUCUAGCCUACCUGAAUCUAUAUUCUGUAUAUCCUUUCAACUGACUUUACAUCUCUUUUGUGGUUUUCUUUAGAUAAAUACUUGUAUAUUUUUACCAAAAAAAUACUUUUAUAUCCGUUUUCUUUUAAAAGACGUUUUAGAAUAUUUGUUUUGUAUCAUUAUAGUUGACGUCCUCGGAAAACAAUGCAAGAUAUAGUGAAAUAAGACUUUAUUUACCCUUAUGAUAUUUUCUUUUUUUAAAGGAAAUGUGUGUAACGAGAGAUGAUAAUUAAUUGAUGGAGAGGGUAGAACAGAUAUUGUAUUAGGUGCCUUAAUUUGUGUGAAACUUAUAGAACGUCAUUUAAAAAAAAAAACAGAGGGAGUAACAUUAAUGACUCAAGUCUUUAUUUCCACACUCGGAUAUCUUUGAUAUCUAUACUACUCCCUCGGUUCCUGUUCCUGAAAGUAAGAUUUUUUAGAUUUGUUUUUUAUUCUAAAAUGAUAAAUUUUCUAAAAUUUUAAGGUAUUUUUAGUAGUUAAUGUUAAAAAGUUGUAUACUUUUAAAAAACAUUAAUUGAAAAUAUUUGAAUUGAUUGAAUACUAUUGGUUGAUAUUUAUUGGAAAAUGUAUAGUAAAAUAAAUAAUAAAUUCAAUUGUUAAAAAUUACUUGUUUCUUUAAUAUGCAUGAAUACUCUAGAAAAUUCUUCUUUGGGAACAGAGGGAGUAUUAUUUAUUAAGUGAUUUUGCUGAUUUGUCACAUUCUCCAUGAUUUUAGCUGAUUUAGCUUAUUUUUUAUAUUCUUAUUAGUUUUUAGAUUAAAUCAUCAAUUUAUUAAUUUAAAUAAUAUAAAUUUCGAUUUAUAAUUAAUUUAAAUAAUUUAAAUAUUUCGAAAAUUCUAAUUAGAAUUAUGAUUAUAAUUAUUUUAACUUUCACAAGAUUUUUAUUAGUUUUUAGCUUAAAUCAUUAAUUUAUUAAUUUAAAUAACAUAACUAUUUCAAAUUUAUAAUUUGAAUUACAAUUAUAACUAUUUUAAAAAAGUUAGGACCAAUUCUUAUCUUCAUAUGAUGUAAAAUGUUUUAAACUCUUAGUUUCAAUUUUCUCAUUUAUUCCAAGUUGCCUCGAUUAUAGUUUUUGACAUCUAUAUUUAUGUACUUUUGAUAUUUGUUUUUUAUAGUUGGAGUUCUAUGUUUUUCUUCUUUCUUUGAGUCUGAAAUAUUAGGAGCAUAUAGGUUUUGUUACAUGGAAUUUGGAAUUAUGAAUUAGGUAUUCUGAAUUACUUCGGUAGUUAUUUCACGUAUAAGUUUUAUUACUGUUUAAUCUAUAAGAAAAAUAUGCUUUGAUAUUAAAUUUAGAGAUUUGCCUAUUUAAUCAUGUUAUGAACAUGUCUUUAAUGGUUUAGUUUCAUUAUUUUUAAUGAAUAAUUAGAUUUAUCAUUAUAUAAUUAACCAUAAAUUAACUUUAAUAAUAAAACUAUCAUUAUCUAUUGUUUCUUUUAUUAAAAGUAAACUUAUGAAAUAUUAAGAUAAGUCAAUGUAUAUUUUGAUCAAGUAAACCAAUGAAAUAUUAUCAUUAUCUCAAUUCAUUAAAAAAAAAUUCUUCAAAAUUAUCAUCGAACUUUAGUUUUUGUUUACUUUUUAUUUAUUUUGUUCUUAUUUGGAUUUUGUGUGUUUUAAUAUUUAUUGGUAAGUUAAUUCAUGUUUAUGGUUCAAAAAUACAAAGUGGAUUAAGAGAGACCAAAAGUUCACAUUCUUACUUUACUUUAUUGUAUGGAAUAUUUGAUAUGUAAUUAUGGUCUCAUAGUUUUAUAACUUUCCUUUGUGUUAAAAAGACGUAGAUCGAAAUAAAAAUCAAAAAGAACUAAAAUGAUUAA
Molecule: messenger RNA, 9392 nt
Organism: Brassica rapa (field mustard)
Lineage: Eukaryota; Viridiplantae; Streptophyta; Magnoliopsida; Brassicales; Brassicaceae
Product: putative F-box protein At2g02030
Molecular function (GO): protein binding
Source: RefSeq, a predicted model, not a curated record